This is a messenger RNA of Entrophospora candida, 304 nucleotides long. The record is from the annotation of a GenBank genome assembly. NCBI's taxonomy places the organism in Eukaryota, Fungi, Glomeromycota, Glomeromycetes, Entrophosporales, Entrophosporaceae.
AUGCCAAAUCAUCAAAGCAUACCAACAAGUGCAUGUCAAUUAAUUUGUGCUAGAGUUUCAGAAACAAGAAGAGUACCAUUAUCUGAGGUUCCAUAUCCCAGAUCAAAUCUGACUUUUUAUUAUUACUUACUUGAAUGUUCAUUUUUAAGAAUCAUUGUUGCUAAUAAUGAAAGAUUAGUUUAUCAUUGUUAUACAGAUUACUUGGAAAAUGGUACUCAUUAUACAGCUUUUGAAUGUAUUAGAAAUACCCCACUUCCCCAUGAAAGAAACCAAAGAAAUAUAAAUCAUGAGCAUCCAAUGGAAG